Messenger RNA from Aphanomyces astaci, 898 nucleotides. RefSeq lists its product as hypothetical. The transcript has 3 exons. The record is from RefSeq and is a predicted model, not a curated record. Bases 67 to 837 code for a protein of 256 amino acids. Gene Ontology annotation, molecular function: oxidoreductase activity. Lineage: Eukaryota; Oomycota; Saprolegniomycetes; Saprolegniales; Verrucalvaceae.
UUUUUGAGUCUCCAGUUGAACCAAUCAGAGGCGGUGCUUACCACCCCAACGCUCCCAUAAUUCAAGAUGUCCCUUGCUAACCGUGUGGCAUUGGUGACGGGUGCUGCCUCAGGCCUUGGACGCGCGACGGCGGAGCGCCUCGUGAAAGCUGGCGCUCAGGUCAUCUUGUGCGAUUUGCCAACGAGUGAUGGGCAGAACGUCGCGCGCAACAUCGGCCCCAACGCCCACUUCAGCCCCACCGACGUCACGAGCGAAGAAGAAGUAACUGCGGCGUUGGAUUUGGCGGAAUCUGCGUUCGGCAAGAGUGUGGACAUCGCUGUCAACUGUGCUGGGAUUGCCGUCGCGGCCCGCACCGUGUCCAAGAAGGGCGCACACCCGUUGUAUCAAUUUCAAAACGUCCUCAACGUGAACGUGUCGGGCACCUUCAAUGUGAUCCGUCUCGCCGCCGAACGCAUGUCCAAAACGAAGGGUGAUUCCGCGGGCGAGCGCGGAGUCAUCAUCAACACGGCAAGCAUCGCUGCGUACGACGGGCAGAUCGGCCAAGUUGCGUAUGCCGCGUCCAAAGCCGCCAUUGUCGGUAUGACGUUGCCCAUUGCCCGCGAUCUGUCUACCAGCGGCAUCCGCGUCAACACGAUUGCCCCAGGGCUCUUCCGCACGCCACUCCUCGCGGGGCUGCCUGAACAAGUGCAGAACGAAUUGGGUCUCACCGUGCCGUUCCCGAGCCGACUGGGCAAGCCCGAAGAGUACGCGCAAUUGGUGCAAAGCAUCAUCGAAAACCGCAUGUUGAACGGCGAAGUGAUCCGCCUCGACGGCGCGUUGCGCAUGCCCCCCAAGUAAACGCGGAGGAAUAUAAAAGUUAUAACAACCAAUCAAUAGAAUUAUAACAGUUGUUACACCA